This is a messenger RNA of Canis lupus familiaris (dog), 4259 nucleotides long. It is a transcript of the gene ART5, whose product is annotated as ADP-ribosyltransferase 5. The record is from RefSeq and is a predicted model, not a curated record. Lineage: Eukaryota; Metazoa; Chordata; Mammalia; Carnivora; Canidae. Bases 2777 to 3967 code for a protein of 396 amino acids. The transcript has 6 exons. Gene Ontology annotation, molecular function: NAD+ poly-ADP-ribosyltransferase activity; NAD+-protein-arginine ADP-ribosyltransferase activity.
GGCCAAGGGCUUUCCUCCCCAGGCCCUCCCCAAACUAGUUUAAUCUUCAGUCUCCAAGUGAGUUGUUGCCUGCCCUAGAGACCCCUGCCUCUAUUCAGUGUCUCACUCUCAGAGUUUUGGGUAAGGCUCAGUCCCCGAAGUCCUUUAUUUCUUCAUUAGCAAACCUGGCAGCUGCCAGAGGAAGUCCCAGUGUUCCCUGCAGAGGGAGUUACCAUGGAUCCUGGCUGUCCUUAAAGCACACAGGAGGCUGGCAUCACCGUGUUCGACGAUCAAGGCAGCGUGUUGGGAAGGCAGAGCUGUUCAGUGUUGGAUGGAUCGUGGGAGGCUGGUCUCUAUGGAAAGGUUCCCCCGGCAAGAAACCAGAGCGGCAGUAGGAGGGACCAGACUGCAGAAGGGGGGCCUUGACCCAUGGCUGCAGGAAAAACAGAGCCAGAGAGAGAGGUUUCGGGCUAAAAUCCGGUACACAAAGGAACAGGAUGAAGAGGAAUGAGCAGAGUGAGCUGCAAACACUGACAAACAAUGGGAGCCAGAGAUGAGGAGCAAGAAUUCAGGGAGGAGGGCAGGCAGAUGAAAGAGCCCCCUGUUCGCCUUCCAGAGGUUACUAGGAGGGUCUGUGCCCCUGCCUCCGCUGACACAAAGGAGGCAUUGCAGGGUGGGGUGAACAAUGAGAGGAGGUGUGAGUGGGCUCUAGUGAUGCUCAUCGUUGCCCCUCUGCCCAACCCCUGAUUGCUGGUUGUCCAGGGGUAGGGGUGGAUCCUAAACGUGUCCAGUGCUUGAAAUUACAUUACCAGAACUCAGGCUGGUUGGAGGCUGGAGAUCUGGAUUCUGACACUGGCUCUGCCACUGACUCAUUCUGUCACCUUAGGCAAGUCACUUCUGUCUCUGGGUCUCCCUUUCCUGUAUAAUGAGGAUAAUACUCCCUGUUCUUCCCCCUUCCAAUAGUUUAUUGUACAAUGAGAACAAAACAAGAUGGUGUCUGGGGAGUGGUGGGGACCAGGUGGUGUGGUGGUUCAGAAUUUGGCUGUUUGGACCCUACCCCUUACUAGCUGUGUGUGUAGGGUGGUUGCUUUAUCUCUCUGGGUCUUGGUUCCCUCAUCUGUAGAAUAGGGGUGAUGACAGUACCCACACUCCUGGAUCAUGGUGAGGAUUCAUGGCAUCAUGUGCCUGGAACUCUGAGUGGUACUAUGUCAUGGAGAAUGGUGGGAACUAAGUGGAGCCCAGGGUGCCUGCCUGCCCACUGUUCACAGAGCCCUGGGGCAAGGAGGAGGGGCCUAAGGGGGAGGAGUGGAGAAAGCCAUUAUUCCCUGAGAAUGGCCCUAUUCCAGUUGGUUCCCCUGGAAAAGCCUGUCCCCACCUGGAGAAGUGUGGCCCAGAAAGGCCCAGAUAAGUAGGAUAUUCAAGGAAAGAAAAGAGUCACAGCUGAAAGGCACCUGGGGCUCAUCUAGUCUAAUAUGCUUAUUAUACAGAUAGGAAAACUGAGGCCAGAGAGGGAUUGACUUGGUCACAGAGAGAGUUGGUAGAGUCUAGAUGAGAGCGCAGGUCUCCAGCACCCAAGGCCUGACCUUGACCUUGGAAGGUGGUCUAAGGAGCCCUGAGGGCAGUAAUAGAGACAGUGGGUUCUGCAGCUGAAAAAGACCCAGGGAGGACUGUGGGAGUGACCCUUCCCUCUGUCCCCCCAGGAUACCCUGGAUCUCUCUAGGGCCUGAUUAGUGGCCUCCUGUGAGGGAGGGGGCAGCCCCAGACUGGCAGGCAGGUGUGUCAGCUUGCUGACCACUGCCCCAUACACACACAUAUGUCCUAUAGGGGUUCUGCUUCAGACGAUUUACUUGUUUUGAUGAAAAGGGGGUUGUUUUCCUUUCAAGGGGAACAUGCAUCCAGGAGAGGAGUCCAACCCAAGGGCAGCCUACUUAUCCUUCAGCUGAGCCCCACAUAGACUUGCAGCUCUUACCUGAGUUAUCCAGACGGCAGGGCCUAGACUUACACUGCUUGUCUGUAGGGAAGAAACAGAAAAGAAUCAAAGGGUCAGUAGCUCUCAGGACAGGAAGGAGCCCCAGAACCCUGUGGUCCAUCCCCGGCUUACUCUAGGACAAGCUGGUACAUUUUCUCCUAACUCUGCUUCCUUAUGGUAGGACCUCCCUUACCUGCAUUUGACUUGACCCAUGAGCUGCAGAGCUAGAAGGGAGCCAGCCCUCUCCCUCUCCUAUGCCUUGUCACAGCCAAGGAGGCACUAGUUGAUGUACUUUGCAUGUCUUCUCGCCUUCUGCCAAUUCCUGCGCACUCAUGAUGCUGUCCAAGUGGGAAUGGAAGCCACACUGGACCAUCUCCCAUUUUAGAUGCAGUCCACAGUUCCAGCCAACAACCUGCCUCUAAUUGUGCAAAAUGGACCUCGCAAGCCCCUGGGAGUCACUCAGCCAGGACCAGCGGGCCACAGCCCUUUCAGAGAUUAAGAACCUGGGCCUGUCUUCAGGAUUCCACCUCUGGCCGGUCCUGGGGGAUAGACAGGAAGAGUAUCUGAAGCCUGUGACUGCCUGAAGUGGAACUUUGGGGCACAACACCCAACUGCUGUCUUCCCACCCCCCUGACACCCCCAGUCAGUAUACACGGCAGCACAGGAUUUCCAUUCAGCCAGAUACACGUGUUCCUCUUGGAAACUGAGUUUGGGGCUCUUACUCGUACCUGGCAACAAUGGUCUGGAUGUCAGUGCUGUGGCCAUAAAUUAGUUGCCUUCUAACUUCCAGCUGGGAGAAAAGCCUGACCAAUUCUGUUUGGCCCUCAAAUGGCCACCUGCUUCAGUCAGGAAACCCUCUUCGGCCUCCCGGCAGAAGAGAGGUGUCGGGUUACCGCCGCGGGGGCUAUAGUUAGCCGCGGGACUUUGUGGAUCGGCUGCACUCCCGGGACAGCGCAGCGCCCGCCGAGACUUAGCCCCCCGCCGCCCGUGCCCUCAGUGCUCCUUCCCGCUGUCACCCCAGCAACUUCCAGCCCAUCGCCGCUGGUGCCCUCUUCAUCUGGACCUCGCCCUCCUGAGUCUCCCCCAGGAAUGAUGCUGGCGGCUCUGCUGAUGGCUCUUAGCUACCUCGGCUUCCAUGCCCUCUGGCAGGCCCAGGCUGUUCCCAUCCUGCCCCUGGGCCUGGCUCCAGACACUUUCGAUGAUGCUUAUGUGGGCUGCACAGAGGAGAUGGAAGAGAAAGCAGGCCCUCUGCUGAAGGAGGAGAUGGCCCGCCAUGCCCUGCUGCGAGAGUCCUGGGAGGCAGCCCGGGGGGCCUGGGAGCACAAGCGCCAAGGGCUCACCCUGCCCCCUGGCUUCAAAGCCCAGCAUGGAAUCGCCAUCAUGGUCUAUACCAACUCAUCUAACACUUUGUACUGGGAGCUGAACCAGGCUGUGCGGACAGGUGGUGGCUCCCGGGAGUCCUACAUGAGGCACUUUCCCUUCAAGGCUCUGCAUUUCUACCUCACCCGGGCCCUGCAGCUGCUGCAGGGCAGUGGAGGCUGCAGCCGGGGACCUGGGGAGGUGGUGUUCCGAGGUGUGGGCACUCUUCACUUUGAACCCAAGAGGCUUGGGGACUCUGUCCGCUUGGGCCAGUUUGCUUCCAGCUCCCUGGAUGAGGCAGUGGCCCGCAGAUUUGGCAACGCCACCUUCUUCUCUCUAAGGACUUGCUUUGGGGCCCCUAUCCAGGCCUUGUCUGUCUUUCCUGAGGAGCGCGAGGUGCUGAUCCCUCCACAUGAAGUCUUCUUGGUCACCAGGUUCUCCCAGGAUGGAGCCCGGAGCCUGGUGACCCUCUGGAGCUAUAAUCAGACCUGCAGUCACUUUAACUGCGCCUAUCUGGGUGGGGAGAAGAGGCGGAGGUGUGUGUCUGUACCAACAGGAGGGCACCCGGACUCCACCUCCAAGAAGGACUUCUCUCUGCUUUCCUGGAAGACCCUGCUCUUGGCCCCCGGGGGCUUCCAGCUCUCAGGAGCUGGGCCAUGAAAGCCCAGUGUCUGUCACUUAGGAGUCCUAGGAACUCGUGACCUUCAUAUGAAGAAGAAGGCCUAGAACGGCCUCAAAGUGGGAACGUGGUUUCGGACCCAGCCCUAGCAGCCAUUUCCCCAGGGAUGGGGACCUACCCAGUCAUCUCUCUAUCCAAUCAGGAUAUGGGGGGAUCUGAGGCCAUGGCAGGGUGGAGGGAGUUCUGCUAUGUGGUAGGGACUCCCUGGGACAAGCAAGGGUGGUACUAUGAUGGCCACUCAAUUAAACAGUAUUGCAGUGUGGUGACAUCAAA